UUCAAAAACCAACAAUGGCGAUCAGUGGAAAGUCCCGUGGCGCCAAGCGUUCGACUUCAGGUUCAUAUGCAUCGACUGUCACCACUGUGGUCUUCGUGACAUUAUGCCUUCUGGCAGUUUGGAUGCUCACUUCCAACACUGUUUCGUCACCACAAACCACCACCACUACCACCACUGUUCGUACCGCCGUCACCGACGGAAACGGAGACGAACAAAUCACCAAGGUUGGUGAAGAUAAAGAUAAAGCGGCGUUUGAAGAUAAUCCCGGUACACUUCCCGACGAUGCUGUCAAGCCUGACGACGAUAAGACCAGCGAAUCUGAUGAAGAUAAAGGAAAAGACUUGGUUGUUGAAGAAACCCAACAUAACUUACACGGGAAAGAAUCCGCUGAAGAACAGGAGAAGCAGAAACUGAGGGAAACUCAGUUAUCUGAGGAAAGCGUGUUGACACAUAAUCAACAGACGAAGCAAAUUAUCCCCAACGAAGUUGAAGGUAAUAAGCAGACGAGUAAUGAAGAACCCGUCAAGGUUAAUCUUGAGGAAAACAACAAUAUCAACAAUCUGGAUUCUUCAGACGAUCAAGAUCAAAUCCGAGCUGUCGAGAAGCAACAAAUUACUGAGAAACCAAAGGAAAAUCGAGGUGACAAGAAGAAGAAGAAGAAUAAGAAGAAGGGAGACAUGGACAGCAAUAAGAAGAUGAAGGAAACAACAACGAAGAACGUGAAACCAAAAGAGGAUGAUCCCGCGAGAUUGAAGAACGACAUAACGGAGAUCGAAGAUGAACCGAAAGGAAACAAGCAAAAACAAGAGCUGCAAAUGCAAGACGAAAAACAGAACAAAAUUCUAAAUGCAACGGAAACAGAUACGUUCCAGAAUUUACCGACGUUGAACCAGGAAACAUCGGAGAAAGACACCCGAAGUGAAGCUCAGAAUCAGGAAGCUCGGCAACAGAAUGAAUUGAACUCCGACGAGUCGUUAGGAAAUUCAAUUCCGAAAGAGUCCAUCGAAUCGAAGAAGGCAUGGAAGUCGCAAAAGAUUCAAUCGGAGAACGAGAAGGAGAGACGGAGAGACGAAUCCGAUGGCAAAAACAGCAUCUAUGGUUACACUUGGCACAUAUGCAACCACACCACCGGUCCCGAUUACAUACCGUGCUUGGAUAACCUGAAAGCUUUGAAAAAAUUAAAAACCACCAGGCACUACGAGCAUCGGGAGAGGCAUUGCCCUGAGGAGGGUCCAACAUGUUUAGUCCCACAUCCAGUGGGAUACAAAAAGCCUAUCCCUUGGCCUAAAAGCAGAGACCAGAUACGGUACCAUAAUGUACCACAUACUAAACUAGCUGAGUUCAAAGGGCAUCAGAAUUGGGUUAAAGUGAGUGGCGACUACUUGAUUUUCCCCGGUGGUGGCACUCAAUUCAUCCAUGGUGCCCUCCACUACAUUGACUUUCUCCAACAGGCAAUACCCAACAUUAAAUGGGGUAAACGCUCCAGAGUGGUCUUGGAUGUUGGAUGUGGCGUUGCAAGCUUCGGAGGGUAUCUUUUCGAUCGAGAUGUUUUGACCAUGUCCUUCGCCCCGAAAGACGAGCACGAAGCUCAAGUUCAAUUCGCUCUUGAACGUGGGAUUCCUGCCAUAUCAGCUGUGAUGGGGUCUCAGAGGCUACCGUUUCCUUGUAGAGUCUUUGAUUUAGUGCACUGUGCACGGUGCAGGGUGCCCUGGCAUAUCGAAAAUGGCAUGCUUCUGCUAGAACUGAAUCGUGUUCUUAGACCGGGAGGAUAUUUCGUCUGGUCGGCGACGCCUGUCUACCAGAAUCUUCCGGAGGAUGUGGAAAUUUGGAAGGCGAUGUCGGCCCUUACGAAAUCCAUUUGUUGGGAACUUGUGACCAUCAAAAAGGACAAAUUGAAUUCCAUCGCAGCCGCCAUCUAUCGCAAACCGACCUUAAACGAAUGCUACGACAAAAGGCCGGAGAAUAAUCCACCAAUGUGCGAUGAAAAAGAUGAUGCAAAUGCUGUCUGGCAUGUACCCCUGAAGGCAUGCAUACACCAUGUGCCGAAAAAUCAGGACGAAAGAGGAUCACGAUGGCCCGCGAAUUGGCCUAAUCGGCUGCAGAAAGCUCCUUACUGGUUGAACCGAUCCCAGAUGGGGAUUUACGGGAAACCGGCUCCUCAAGACUUUGCGAAAGACUAUGAACACUGGACUCGAGUCGUGAGCAAGUUGUACAUGAGCGGAUUGGGAAUCAGUUGGUCUAAUGUAAGAAAUGUGAUGGACAUGAGAGCUGUGUAUGGAGGGUUUGCAGCAGCUUUGAAGGACAUUAAAGUAUGGGUGAUGAAUGUGGUGAACUUCGAUGCUCCGGAUACACUUCCGAUCAUCUACGAACGUGGCCUUUUCGGAAUAUACCACGACUGGUGCGAGUCAUUCAGCACUUAUCCGAGAUCAUACGACCUCUUGCACGCCGAUCAUCUUUUCUCCAAGCUGAAAAACAGGUGCAAACUCCAGCCUGUGCUGGCGGAGGUCGAUAGGAUCGUCCGACCGGGCGGGAAAUUAAUCGUUCGGGACAAUUCGAAUGCCAUUAGUGAAGUGGAGAACUUGUUGAAAUCACUGCAUUGGGAAGUUCAUUUAACUUUCUCCAAAGAUCAGGAAGGAAUACUGAGUGCCCAGAAAGGUGAUUGGCGGCCUACAACGUAUAAAGCUGUCAUUUGAUGCAUCAAAAAUCUGUAUUUCGAUCAUGAUUUUUAUUAUGGUUAUACCAUUCCUA
Hibiscus syriacus is the source of this 2748-nucleotide messenger RNA. RefSeq names its product probable methyltransferase PMT27. The record is from RefSeq and is a predicted model, not a curated record. The transcript has 7 exons. Gene Ontology annotation, molecular function: methyltransferase activity. NCBI's taxonomy places the organism in Eukaryota, Viridiplantae, Streptophyta, Magnoliopsida, Malvales, Malvaceae. Gene Ontology annotation, cellular component: trans-Golgi network; cytoplasm; endosome. The coding region runs from base 15 to 2693 and encodes 892 amino acids.